AUGUCCAGAGUACUGACGCUGAGCGGGAGUCGCCCCGUGACCCGCCAGAAUCGCCGAUAUUCGGCCCGACCAUUUUACUUGACUAUACUGGUGUUCACUAGUCUCGCUGUCUUCAAAUGGGCUCUUGAUCGCGGGGACGAAAAGCUCGAUUGCUCAUCAUUUCCUCAUGAUGCUGACGAUUUUAUUUGCUCUGAUUUGUUUCAGUGCCGUCUUGUUCGUGACGCAAAAGAUCAAUGCUCCUUUGUCCGCAUGAACUGCCCAGAUCAUGAAGAUGGCUUUUUCUCCUACCUCCAAUUCUAUUACUGUACUCUUGCAGACGUCAAGCCGCUUGCAUUUGGCAUUCUUAUUCUGUGGCUGUCUCUGCUCUUCAGUACCAUUGGGAUCGCCGCCAGCGACUUUCUCUGUAUUGACUUGAGCACCCUGGCUAGCUUUCUCGGGCUGAGUGAAAGCUUGACUGGCGUCACUUUCCUGGCUUUUGGAAAUGGAAGUCCCGAUGUUUUCUCCACAUUCGCUGCCAUGCGGUCGAACAGCGGCAGUUUGGCUAUUGGUGAGCUACUCGGGGCUGCAAGCUUUAUCACGUCCGUGGUCGCAGGUUCGAUGGCGCUGGUUCGCCCGUUCAAGGUCGCUCGGAGAAGCUUUGUAAGAGAUGUCGGGUAUUUCAUCGUGGCUGUCUGUUUUAGCAUGUUGCUGUUAGCGGACGGUCGCCUUCACGUCUGGGAGGCCGCCACGAUGGUUGGGCUGUAUUGCUUCUAUGUGGGUCUGGUUGUGGUCUGGCACUGGUACAUCGUACGGAAACGACGAGUCUAUGAAAGAAACCUAGCGGCCCGGUCACACUUUCAUAUCCCAGACAAUCAAGAAUUGGAGAUCGAGGAAGUGGAAGACGAUGAUCCCGGAGUGGCGUCCGAGUCAACAAGUCUUCUUCACGGCGUGGACUUUGAUUCUUUGGAAAGGGCCGACAUGCCUGCUUGGAAAGAUGGAGACGAGGAUGACGAGACUCGCAACCGCUACCUGGCCGAAAUACGAGACAACAUGCAUGUUAUUCGCCCUUCUGUGCGCAGGCGCAACACCUUGAACCCAAUCAGACCUAGUCUUGUCGGCGCCUUGGAGUUUCAGUCGGUGCUUUCGUCUCUACAGCGAUCGAGGAGCACUCAUCAAAACGUCCCGAUCAACCUGCCAAGAUACUCGGACAACCGCGAUUAUGAAACGCAGGACUCAUCACACACGUGCGACAAUAUUUCGGUCGCAUCCCACCCAAGGGCUAGCAGAUCGUCCGUGGACCAUCUCUCACCCCAUGGUGCAACUGGUCCCGGGCGUAUUCGGGCCGUGUCUGCCAACGACGCUGCCGGGUUGAGAUUGGAUACCAGCGUGCUCGAUCCUUCCGUGACACGCCCUCUUGUCACCGUGAGUCGACCAAUGGGUGAUAGUUCAAAUACACCACUGGCCCAUCAGGCCGACACGAACACAGAAUUAGUAGUUUCGACCCCUCGUUCGGGACAUUCGUCGCCUAGUCUAAGUCCUGUGGUAGGGACCCGACCUCAUACUCCUUCUUUACUUGCACCUCCAGAUGCUUUUCGGUCUCCUAACUAUCAGACUGAAGCAUGUCACUCGCAAUCUCCCCUUCCGCUGUCCCCCCGUGGGACUUCACUAUCUCCCGGUGGCUCUGAUAGGGGGACUCCGACCAGCCCAUUUCCUGCGCUUGAUAUACCAGGAUCGGCAUCUUCUAGGCCUCCAAGCCUACGCUUGCCCGCUGCUUCAAGCCCUACACAGUUGCUUCAAAUUCAUGACAGUGUCUUCGACGACGGAUGUUCUCGACCUCGAGUCCAAACAAAAUGGUGGUCUGCUUGGGCCGCCUUGCCUGCUCGAACAAUUGUCUCAACGCUUUUCCCCACUCUGGAUGGGUGGAAAGCUAAAUCAUUCUGGGAGCGGUUAUUGGGACUCGCAGCGGCGCCCAGUGUAUUGCUAUUGACUAUAACCCUGCCUGUAGUAGAACCCAUACAGCCUCAAACGCAAACAGGACCAGUCGCCGUUGUCGUAUCCCCAACGGACGGCGAGAGUUCAACAGCGCCUCUCGUGAGGCUUCCAGAUGACAGUCCACUCAUUUGCGCUGUUGAUCGGGGGUCCAGCACCAACGAGACGACAAAUCAAACCAACAAAACGCAGCCAUCGCAUAAUCGGCGACGCUGGGACUCUGAGUUGCCCGCUGUCCAACAUCAGCCAGAUACAUCACCAGUCUCUACAAAAGAACAUUGCCAAUGGCUUGUUUGGAUACAGCUUUUCUCCGGCCCUUUCUUUGUGACUUUGAUAUCUUGGACGGCCGUGGAUCCCGAGCUCAAACUCCGCAACUUACUGCUACCAUUUCUGUGUUCUCUGCUUUUUUCCCUUGUGUGUUUCACUUCCCUCCUCUUGAGCACGCGACGCGGUAACCACUCGCACACUCCCAACGCAUGGCGCCCUUUCCUAGCCCUACUCGGAUUCAUGGUCGCCAUAUUUUGGAUUGCAACUAUAGCCACGGAAGUUGUCAGUCUCCUCAAGACGGUGGGGGUGAUUUUGAACAUCAGCGAUUCUCUCCUCGGUUUAACCGUGUUUGCUGUUGGAAAUUCCCUCGGCGAUUUGGUUGCAGACAUCACCGUUGCACGGCUUGGUUAUCCGGUCAUGGCUCUUAGUGCCUGUUUCGGCGGACCCAUGUUAAACAUCCUUCUAGGAAUCGGAUUGGGUGGUCUGUAUAUGACACUGAAUGCAAACCCAGAAUCGAUAGUUGCAACCGGAGGAUCUUACGAAAUUGCCAUUUCAAAAGUUCUUGUCAUCAGUGGCGCAACACUUUUACUUACCCUUGUGGGGUUAUUGAUCGUGAUUCCUCUGAAUAAUUGGAGAAUGGAUCGAAAAAUUGGCUGGGGUCUUGUCAUCUUAUGGUGCAUUAGCACCUUGGCUAAUGUGAUUGCUGAGCUUGUAGCUUGA
Aspergillus steynii IBT 23096 is the source of this 2955-nucleotide messenger RNA. RefSeq names its product sodium/calcium exchanger protein. Gene Ontology annotation, biological process: transmembrane transport; monoatomic cation transport; intracellular calcium ion homeostasis. The record is from RefSeq and is a predicted model, not a curated record. NCBI's taxonomy places the organism in Eukaryota, Fungi, Ascomycota, Eurotiomycetes, Eurotiales, Aspergillaceae. Gene Ontology annotation, cellular component: membrane. Bases 1 to 2955 code for a protein of 984 amino acids. The transcript has 2 exons. Gene Ontology annotation, molecular function: monoatomic cation transmembrane transporter activity.